UGUUGAGCGGCAUGUCCCCGGCGGCCAAGGCAGAGCUGCCCGUGGCGCAGUGUUUCUGAGUCCGGGGCGGCCUGGCGGUCGACUGAGGCCGAGGGUCGGCGGAGGCUGCCUCGUUGUGGCGGCCGCCAUGCUGGGCGCCCGAGCGGGUGAGGGCGCGGCCGCGGCGCUCCUACGCCUGCUGCUGCUGCUGCUACUGCUGCUGCCGCCGGCGUUCCGGGGGCCGCGGCUCGGCGUGGUUCGCGCGGCUGCGGCCGGGCUCCCGGACAGCGUCAUCUGGGCCGUCAACGCGGGCGGCGAGGCGCAUGUGGACGUGCACGGGAUUCACUUCCGCAAGGACCCUUUGGAGGGCCGGGUGGGCCGAGCCUCUGACUAUGGUAUGAAACUGCCGAUCCUGCGGUCCAACCCUGAGGACCAGAUCCUAUAUCAGACAGAGCGGUACAACGAGGAGACGUUUGGCUAUGAAGUACCCAUCAAGGAGGAGGGGGACUAUGUGUUAGUGCUGAAAUUUGCUGAGGUCUAUUUUGCACAGUCCCAGCAGAAGGUAUUUGAUGUGCGGUUGAAUGGCCAUGUUGUGGUUAAGGAUUUGGAUAUCUUUGAUCGUGUCGGGCAUAGCACAGCUCAUGAUGAAAUCAUCCCUAUGAGCAUCAAAAAGGGGAAGCUGAGUGUCCAGGGAGAGGUGUCUACCUUCACGGGGAAACUCUACAUCGAAUUUGUCAAGGGGUACUAUGACAAUCCCAAAGUAUGUGCACUCUACAUCAUGGCUGGGACAGUGGAUGAUGUACCAAAGCUGCAGCCUCAUCCAGGCCUGGAGAAGAAAGAAGAGGAAGAAGAAGAAGAAGAAUACGAUGAAGGGUCUAAUCUCAAAAGACAGACCAAUAAGAACCGUGUGCAGUCAGGACCCCGCACGCCCAACCCCUAUGCCUCGGACAACAGCAGCCUCAUGUUUCCCAUCCUGGUGGCCUUCGGAGUCUUCAUUCCAACCCUCUUCUGCCUCUGCCGGUUGUGAGAACAAAUUACCAUCCUGAACAGGGUGGAGGGGUGUGGGAAAGAAAUCAAACAUGUUGGUUUUGGUUUCUGUAUUUUUCACAAUGAUUAACAAAAACAAAAAACAAAACACACACACAAUUAAAGGAGAUAAAAAGAGGUCGAGUGAGUAGAGAGCAGCCCUCAUCCAACCACCUGGUCCCUGAGCUGCUUUAGUCUGAGUCCUUUCUUCUGGCUGGCCCCCAGCUGUCUCUUUCCUUUCUAGGGUACUUAGGGUCAACUGGAUCCUACUUGUUCAAGGACCCUCAUCUGUGUACCUAGUGGAAAGGACUCUGAACUCAGAGCAGACACGGUUCCUUUUUGUAGGUUAGAAAUUAACAGCAGGGAAAUGUCAUCUUUUACCUGAGAAGAACAGUGCUGGGAGUUGGGUAUGUUUUAAAGUUAUUGUCCAGAUAAGUUUUCAGAUGUCUUGAGAUUGAGAGUGUGUGUAGUUCAUGUGUGUGUGAGAAGGUGUAUAAUUUGUAUGAUAAAGGUGAAAACAGAAGAGGGAUUUAAAAAAAGAAAGAAAAGUAGGUAUUUUCUUAUGUCCUGGUUUUAUCCCAGUGAUGGUUCCACCUUCAGUGUGUGAGCUUUUGUCAUUACUCGUCUCCCUGACUCGUGCCAGUGAGAGGACUGUCUGGUAUCCAAGACGAUUAGCUUAUGUCAGGUCUUCAGGUUGCCUCUGACUUGUUACAACAAAUCAUUUUUAUUUCAGUGCCUGUUGGGAACUUGAUUUCUUCUCCCUCCUCCCUCCCCUUAAUCUAGCUCACUUAAAUCUCUUCUCUCUCUCAACAUCCCACUAAGUUAUAGCCAAGAAGGGAAGGAGACAUGGGGGCUUGGAGUUCCCUCUGUUUGAAUGUCUAAUCCUCUAUUGCCUCCCCUUGUCGGUACUCCCUCCCUGGAUCUCUGAGCCAGCAGCCAGGAGUUCUUUUUACUGGCCUGCAGUUCUUUUACUGGCCCCUUUGUAGGGUCUUGCUGCCAGGAGAUAGGGAUGCUUUCCAGUCUGCAGCAAUGGAACACUUGACCUUAAAAGUCUCUUCUGGUCUUUGGAUUAGAAAAGGCUUAUGUUAGCAUAAUUUAAGAGCAACCUCAGAGACUUGAGCCCUACUAAGUGACUGACCACUGUUUGGCAUGUCUAGUUUCCAAUGUUCAUUUAUUCCCAUGUCCUUCUAUGUCAUGGAUCAACCAGCUUUGGCUUAUGCCUAGAGCUGCUCAAGGAACUAGACUGGUUGUCUGUAUCUGGCUCAGUGAGACUUCUCACUGGUAUUAAUGGUAUGCCCCUCUGUCGUUUCAUUUCCCUAUCCAAGUAGUAGUCAGGUUCUUGGUGUGACGGGGCCGAAAGACUUCUGAUCAGCCACAGUCCUGGCAGCUCUGAAGCCAACCCUAGCAUCAAAGAGUCUGUCUUGAAUUCCCUUAAAAAAUUUCUGCAGGAAAUGAAGCUUCCCUGUUCCCCUCCUUUCUGGUCACUGUCAUCCUUUUCCCAGUUAGCACAGCAAUGAGGGAGGACCCAGCCAAGCCGCAAGGAAUUCUGUGGAGGGAAGGCAAUGGGAUUAGCUUCUGCUUGGCCUGGAGCAGCAUAGAAAUCCCAGGCCAGGCCCAUCUUUUUAGAAUGUGUUUGAGUCUGUCUUUGUGGGUCACUGUUAAAGAGCUCCACAUAUUUGAACUGUUCAUUAUGUGACAAAGUAGGUAGUCCUUAGGCUCAUUCCUAGAUGUGGCUCUUAAUGAGUUAUGCCGGCCAGCGGUUGGUCCUUUGAGAGUUAUAGUCUUUUACUUCAGCCUCGGUACUAGGGUAUUGAGUCAGGCAGCCGGAUGGCUGUAGCCUGCUUUAAGGGAUGCCAUCCCAUAGCUUUGGUCCUGGGACCACCUGCCUGUGGAAGAGCACAUCCUGACUAUUAAUUGGGCUCUGACCAUGGUUUUGAUUUGUGUUCCAUGAGAACAACUCAAAGCCAUAAGCCACUGCCAGUGGAGACAACCUGCAGAAGGAGGACUUGCUGCCUCCAUUUGCCUUGUUGGUCAGUUGGCCCAGGUCUCCCUGAGGAAGGGGUGGGGGGGUCCCUGCCUUCUCCCCUCAGCCCGUCCGUGCAGUGACUCGGAGUCUCAGGAGGCGGCUCUGGCUCCGGGGCCGCCUCCCAGUGGUACUGUAAGGCAAGCAGCUCUGCUUCUGCCUGUUCCGAAGCCCACCCAUCCCCUGAGCUCAGGGACAGGGACGGGCACUUUCCUCUUUGGUCGUGUCUGAAGGGAAGAACAUUUUCCUAGGGCUCACAAACCUGAAGGAAGUGAGGAAACAGGAAGAAGUGUGGUGGGGGCUGGGGAAGAGUCCCCUGGAGUCAAGCCCACCCAGCCAACAGCUGCCCAGGGCUGCUCAGAGCUGCCUCAUGAUGCUGAACUUGAAAGCUUUUUUUGGCUCCUCCAAGAUGAUAAUAGGUACAUGAAGUUUAGGUGAAAGGGGUGGGGGGGCACUCUUUAUUUUUGUAUUGUGUGUGUCAGUAGUCACUCUCUUGUGCAUCUUUUGCUUUUUGCACUGUUUGUUCCCAUGUCUGUGUUUUGCGCUCUUGCUACAGCUGAGAGGCUGUGCCGUAGGGAACCUGACUGGGGUGGGGAGGUGCUGCGUGAUGACCGGAUGGUGGGAGGGGAAGCCUGGGUUCUUCCCCUGGACCCAUGCUCUGUCCUCGGCUUCUGAUCUCCCCGAGCCCUGCAGGCCAGUGCUGAGAGCAGACCACCAUGGUGAAACUCCUUUUGCCAGAAGUGUGGCUUCAGGUCAGCUUCUGGGUGGACUGAGCAGAGAUGUCUGCUUUAGAUGGGCUGAGUGUCUGCACGGUAGCUGUAAUUUGGGUCCGGCCAGCCGCCCUCUGCUCAGACUUCCUGGCCUUCACUCAUGCUGACUGAAACAACAUGCCAGUAAGCAAUCUGGGAUUCAUGUCCCCUAAGUUAGAUCCAUUUUUCUGAAAAAUCUCUGCUAUUGAGGGGCAGCUGCCUAGUGGACACUUGGAGUUCUGGUGACUUAAAAGAGAGUUAUCCACAAGUGUCAGGGAUGUUAGACUCCUAGGAGGACCACAAGGCCUGCAGGGCCCCCUGUUGGUUUGAGAGUGUGAUCUUUUUCUCUUGUUCCCACUCUUUGCCUAAGAGAUGCUGGCCUGAAAUGGGGGAUCACAGAAGAGGUCACUUAGGCUUUGAAGAGAUGGGGUGAAGUUUGAGUUGUUUACUUUCCCCUUUCUGUGCCUGGGAACUUUUUAAUCCAGUUUCAGAAUUGCGAUUUGACUUCUUAUCUUUUUGGAGAAGCUUCUGUUUUAAGGAAUUUCUCUUCCCUUUAUCCUGCCUCUACCCUCUCCUGGCCUUGGCUUCUAGAAUCUCAGUUGAACUUCUGAAAAUAAAAGCAGUAUUUUCCCUUUCCUAGCACUUAGGUGCUUUUCCCUAGAAAUUGGCUCAUCUUGGGAAGCCCAGGGAAAGAAUCAGCAGGUUCUUUACCCUCCCUGGGGGUUGGAGAAGGACCCACCCCAGUCAGCACAGUGCCUUUUCCUCUCCUGCUCUGAGCCAGGGUGUGCAUUGCCUCUAGCUUCAGGUCUGGACAGAGGUCUUACAGCCCCCACCGUGGGGCUGCUUCCCCAUCCCUUCCCUUCCCAUUUGCUGACCGGCUCUUACCUAAUUCAAGUGUCUUCUUGCCCUGAGGAACCUUAAUGGCAUCAAGUGGCAACAUUAAUAUUGUCCUCCAUUCCUUUCCAAAAGGACCUAGGAGAGCAGGUGAGCUUUCCAAAGUGAGAGACAAAUAGAUGCUCCUGUUUAAAAAAAGUGGGGGAGGGAGGAUAUGGUUUGGGCCUCCUGCUGUGGCCCUAGGGAAGGAUUCUGGGGAUCUGUUCAGAAAUCUUGGAAGAAAUCUGCUUCUCUUCUAUGGAAAAAUAUAAUUAGAGAUCAAAGAGCUCUAAGAAGAUUGCAAAGAAACCUUAAUGUUCGAGCUUCAGAGAGAUCAGAAUAAUUUUUCCCCUUCAGUCUGAGCUGGACUCUCUGUGUUUAGACCUCUCCUGGGGCAAGAGGGCUAGACUGCCUCAUUUUGCUACAAGACUAGAUUGGCACCAGCGGGUCACUGCCCAGUGAGGGUGGGUUCUUUGUACAUGGGAGGCUUGCUGCUGAUCUGGCUUGUCCUCCCCCAGCUGCCUUUUGGCGAGCCUGCUUGAUGUUGCCAGAUGAUUUUGAUAAGAGCAGAUGAUUUGGGGACUGGCUGGGUUGGCAGGAAAAGAGCAGGAUGGAUCCCUUGGGACGGGUUCCCCCCAGGAGUAUAAAAACGGAGCCAGGAUUCUGCUGGCAGCCUGGGAACAGUAGUGCCUGUUAGAGCUGGCAGAGAGGGCCUUGGCAACUCUCGCAUCCAGGCAGUCUCGUGAGAUGGGGGCACGUAGUGCCAGGGGGAGCAGAACUCCAUCCUCACCUCUAUUCUGAGCUUUAGCACUUCAUUUCAGUAUGAGGAUAAACAACAACAAACUGAAGUGCACUUUCCGUCCUUUCAAAGGACAACUGUCGGGAAAGGAGAGCUGAGUUUUGCCAGGUGGGAGGGGAGAAUUGGCAGGCAGAGAAGCUACCGCAAAACGAAGAAUGAGGCAUUCUGAGACUUCUCUUCCCUGCUGUGUCGAUCCAGGGAAUGAAAAGAAAUUUGACCCUGGAUUAGUUCUGUCGGAUUUUCCUUCCAACAAGUUCUCCCAUGCUAGGACCAGCUGCCCAUUCUGAGCGCAGGGCAGCCUCUUCAGCCGUUAUCGCCCUCACCUGGCUUGUCAGGAAACCGACCCCACCACUCCAGGUUGGGCUUGGCUGGCUGCCCUAUUCUGCACCAGGUACUGGGGAAUAGUGUCAAGUCUUUGUAGUGCUGUAGCUCCUGCUCUAGUUUCCCAUCCUCUCCCUGCAGACGCCAAACCAGCUCUUGGUCUGUAGCCACACGUGCAUUUACAGCAGCACAGUGAGGUGUGAUUAAGGGGCUUUGAACCUGGCUGGCCCGGGAAAGCAGAAGGGGUGGAUAGAGCUGUCUUUCCUUCUGGGCUGUCUCCAUCUGUUCCUACCCCUUCCAUGCCCCAUCCUACGCCCACCAAAUAGUAAAAAAAAAUCAGGAUGUUUUUCACUGUCCAUUGCUUUGUGUUUUAAUAAACAAUUUGCAGUGACACUCUAA
Manis pentadactyla (Chinese pangolin) is the source of this 6169-nucleotide messenger RNA. RefSeq names its product malectin (gene MLEC). The record is from RefSeq and is a predicted model, not a curated record. The coding region runs from base 128 to 1006 and encodes 292 amino acids. The transcript is spliced from 5 exons. NCBI's taxonomy places the organism in Eukaryota, Metazoa, Chordata, Mammalia, Pholidota, Manidae. Gene Ontology annotation, molecular function: carbohydrate binding. Gene Ontology annotation, cellular component: membrane.